Messenger RNA from Pistacia vera, 548 nucleotides. RefSeq names its product glutamyl-tRNA(Gln) amidotransferase subunit C, chloroplastic/mitochondrial. Bases 1 to 444 code for a protein of 147 amino acids. Gene Ontology annotation, cellular component: chloroplast. Gene Ontology annotation, molecular function: glutaminyl-tRNA synthase (glutamine-hydrolyzing) activity. The record is from RefSeq and is a predicted model, not a curated record. Lineage: Eukaryota; Viridiplantae; Streptophyta; Magnoliopsida; Sapindales; Anacardiaceae. The transcript is spliced from 6 exons. Gene Ontology annotation, biological process: regulation of translational fidelity; glutaminyl-tRNAGln biosynthesis via transamidation.
AUGGGAAGCAAGGGUUUGCUUCUGCUCAAAGGAGUGGCACCCCCGAAGAAGCAGAGCAAUUACAUUUUUAAUUAUACAAGAACAAGAAGCAGUAGUUGGUCUUCAAAAACGCCCAUUUUCAGAGAAUGCUCAACUACAACCGCAACGACCUCCUCUCUUGAACCACCAGACGUUCCUCGUUUGGCUGAAACUGCUCGAAUCUCUCUUUCACCUCAUGAGGUUGACGAAUUUGCCCCUAAAAUUCGACAAGUCAUUGACUGGUUUGGACAACUUCAAGCUGUUGAUCUCAACAGUGUUGAUCCUGCCAUCAGAGCAGAUAAUGAAACUGAAAAUUUGCGUGACGAUUCUCCUGAAACAUUUGAGAACAGGGAAGCCAUGAUAGCUGCCAUUCCAAGCUAUGAGGAGCCAUAUAUCAAAGUUCCUAAAGUCCUGAACAAAGAGUAGAGCUGUUCAGUACCGGCAAGAGAUAAAGGCACUAGAUCUGAAAUGAAACACCUUGGUAGCAGCUGAUGUGAAAAUUCUUUUGGUUCCUUCGUUGCUCUUUAUGU